GAAGAUGACGUCCAGAACUUCUCUCGCCGUGGCUCUGCCAUUGGUGGUUCUCCUGGUGGUGGCGCUUUCGUCGGCGCAAGAUUACCCGCCGCGACGGACUGUUGCCAGUGGUCGCGACUGCAACUACAUCUGCUUCCUGGACAACUGCAACCGUCACAAGUGUUACUACACCUGCACUAGGCCAAGCUACUGCGAAGACAGUGCGGCACUAUUAAUCUCUGGGGGUUCAGUGGACGGCGUAGUGCCCGGUCAUCCAUCACCGGUUCACGACGUGGAUGGUGUGGAUGUUCCCAACGAUCCGUCGGCGCCCGCAGUGGCGCCAAGCGCCUGAAGCACGCUUUCACCUAAGACGCCAUCAUUGCCACAUGCUCAUCACAGUACCACCGUUGACACAAUAGCCACAACAACACCGC
This is a messenger RNA of Rhipicephalus microplus (southern cattle tick), 413 nucleotides long. RefSeq lists its product as uncharacterized. NCBI's taxonomy places the organism in Eukaryota, Metazoa, Arthropoda, Arachnida, Ixodida, Ixodidae. The record is from RefSeq and is a predicted model, not a curated record.